Monodelphis domestica (gray short-tailed opossum) is the source of this 1090-nucleotide messenger RNA. The record is from RefSeq and is a predicted model, not a curated record. Lineage: Eukaryota; Metazoa; Chordata; Mammalia; Didelphimorphia; Didelphidae.
CUUUGGAGGACAGGCUUAAGCAGAAUGGGAGUUAUCACCAUGGCCCUUCUCUCCUCAGUCCAGUUGCCCUACCUCUGAAGACUUGUGCCCAAUAGGGGUGGACAUGGUAGGGAAGAACUGUAGUGUGGCACCACCAGUUUCCUUUUGCAGAUAAAUGCCCAGAUCUAUUCAGGUGAAACCUGCUGGACCUCAGGGUUCUCAUUCCCACUGCUUCUUCCAUGUGUAGCUGAAACUGAGUCAUAAAGGAAGAGUUUGUUGCUGGGAAGAGGAUGAGUAUAUUGGGAGGUGAAUGUUGAAAAAAAAAAGAGAUGGUCAGAAAUUAAAAAACAAAAACAACCAAUUAUUCUUCAACCUGACUAGCCUUAUAUUUUCCUUUUUUUUAAAAAAAAUAGAAUGCUCUACUAGCUGUUCUCCUUUCCUGGACUAUCUUUGUGACAUUGUGUGAUGCUAACUGCACCUUUACUCAAAUGAAGAUCAAUGGAGGCAAUGAAUCAGAAGGUUGCACAGAUGGUCAAGGUGUAUUUCAUUACUUGUAUUCUACAUGGAGUGAUGAUGAAUGUGAAACAUGUGAUUGUCUUGAAAAUGGAAUUGAGUGCUGUAACAUCAUUAUGAGGCCUAUCGGGUAUGAUGAAGAAAAAUGUGAGGAAUUUCUGGACAAAAAGUUAUGUCUUUACAGAGCUGUAGAGAAAGAAAACCACACUCAACUCUGUGAAAUAUCAGAAUAUAUUAUUUAGCCAUUCUAGCUCCUGUUUUUGCUGCCUAAAGUCAUCACCUCCCAAUGGAACUCGUCCUCACUUCAAGCAAUGAUUCUCUUCCUGGAAUUCAGAAUAACAGGAGUUAAUUAUUAAAAUGACUUUGGAUUUCCAUUCUACUGAGGCCUUUUUAAGUCUUAGGCACCCUGAUUCAGACAAAAAUUUGUCACCUCUCUGGCUUCUGAAAUCCUUUUGGUACCUAUGUCAUGCACCUAUCUCCAGUAACCUUUUGUCUAAUGAAUAUCUAAAGAAAUAUAUGUUCCUUUAGAAUGAAAUUGAAAUAGCAUGGAAUUCGUCUCUUUUUUCUUUAUAGCAAUCGACAUUCAAACUCAUUACAG